Messenger RNA from Mucor mucedo, 1020 nucleotides. RefSeq names its product 60Kd inner membrane protein-domain-containing protein. Gene Ontology annotation, cellular component: mitochondrial inner membrane. Gene Ontology annotation, biological process: protein insertion into mitochondrial inner membrane from matrix; mitochondrial respiratory chain complex IV assembly. Bases 1 to 1020 code for a protein of 339 amino acids. The record is from RefSeq and is a predicted model, not a curated record. The transcript is spliced from 2 exons. Lineage: Eukaryota; Fungi; Mucoromycota; Mucoromycetes; Mucorales; Mucoraceae. Gene Ontology annotation, molecular function: membrane insertase activity.
AUGGGCCAUAUCGGCGUUCGCCAUUUGAGUACCGAAGAAACUGUCACUGAAACACCCAAAGUCAUGGAUACAGCUAACGAAAUUGUUCAACAAGCAGCUCAAACCACUUCACCAGAGGCACUUGUUCAGGCAGCAGCUCAAAUCGGUGAUUUUAAAGCCCUUGGCUUAUGUAAUAUGACACCUGUUGGUGGUUUAGAGGCUAUGUUUGAAUAUAUUCAUGUUGCUAGUGGAUUACCAUGGUGGGGAACUAUUGCCUUGGCUACUGUUGCUGUUCGUGUUGCUCUUUUACCUUUAAUGAUCAAGAUCCAAAGAAAUAAUGCUAAAUUGAUGAAUAUCAACCCAGAUGUCAACCGUAUCAUGGAGAACUUAAAGUCAGCUCAAGCUCAAGGCGAUUCAUUAGCUACCGGAAAGUAUACACAAGAGAUCCAAACACUUUUUAAAAAGAAUGACUGUCAUCCUAUGAAAUCUAUGGGUCUCCCUCUUAUUCAAAUGCCUGUCAUGAUUUCUUUCUUCAUGGCCAUUCGUGGUAUGGCUGAGUUGCCUGUACCUGGAUUAACCGAUGAGGGUAUUUUGUGGUUCACUAACUUGGCCGAAAAGGAUCCCUAUUAUAUUCUUCCAGUCGUCAGUGCUGCUGGUGUUAUGCUUGUUUUAGAAGCUGGUACCGAAGCUGGUGCUGCUAAUCCUCAAAGUAAAGGUAUGAAGAAUGUCUUCCGUGCUCUUACUCUUGUUAUGGUUCCUUUUACUGCUUGGAUGCCUAGUGGUGUAUUUGUUUACUGGGUCACAUCUAAUUUCUUCUCUAUCGGUCAAAUUCUUGCAUUAAAAAACCCUGCUGUCCGUAGCGUCUUAAAUAUCCCCAAGCUCGUAAAGAAGCCUGAAGAACUCCAAAAAAAUACCAAGGGUUUCAUGGAGAAUUUUAAGGAUCAACAAAAGCAUCAUGAUAAGUUAGAUAAAGAACGUGCCAUCCGUGAAAGACAACAGGCUGCUGCUGUUGCAAGAAGAGCUGCUAAGCGCAGAUUUUAG